Molecule: messenger RNA, 10266 nt
Organism: Stegodyphus dumicola
Lineage: Eukaryota; Metazoa; Arthropoda; Arachnida; Araneae; Eresidae
Product: zinc finger MYND domain-containing protein 11-like
Biological process (GO): regulation of transcription elongation by RNA polymerase II; regulation of signal transduction
Cellular component (GO): nucleus
Molecular function (GO): DNA binding; transcription corepressor activity
Source: RefSeq, a predicted model, not a curated record
AGGUAAUAAAAAUAUUUGUUUAUCGACGUGAUGUUUUUCUAUAUAGAAUUAAAGGGUUAAUUAAAAUUCCAGCAACGAAUUCAUUUAACUGUAUAUUUUAUUCAACGUAGUGCGCAUCCAGAUAAAUACAAGAUCAAGAAUAUGACAGUCAUGAAACGGAGGCUGGCAAGCACAGAAUCUAUUCAUCAUAUCUGGGAUGCUAUAGUUUCUGUCAGGGCACAGAAACAGAUUCCAAAUCUGGAACGUAUAUCAAAUUAUAUGCGGCGUAAACAUAAUAUCAGCCCUGCUGAACUUGAAAAACAACUCUCAUAUGCAGUUCAGGAUAGUCUGAUAGAAAUGAAGAAAAGUGUUGGGUAUAAAGGUUCCAAGGUUGGAAUUGAACAAGAAGCAUACAGAAUCCCUGAAAAAAAUGUUCAAAGAGAUGGUCAUGAUUGGUACUGCUUUGAAUGUCAUAAGGAAGGUGAAGUUCUGUAUUGUUCAACUUGUCAUAGAGUCUAUCAUGAGGCAUGCUUGAAAGAACCACUCGGAGAAUCUGAAAAACUGGUGUGUGAAGUGUGCAAAAUGAUCAAGUCAAAAGAUGCUUUUAAGUUAAAAAGAGAUGAUUUGAAUCUCUUGUUGGGCUAUACUUGCCUUAGGUUAAAAGAAAAAGUAUGCAAUAGUCGUGAAUUACAUAAGGUUCAUCAUAAGAAUGAUGAAAAAUGGCGUUAUGAUUUUUUGAUAUAUGAAAAAAUGGAUUUGUCUAUCAUUGAAGAUAAAACACAAGAUAAUGUUUAUAAACGCCUUGAAGAAUUCCAGGCAGAUGUUCAAACAUUGGUCCACAAUGUUGUUCUUUACUAUGGAGUUCAUAGCACUUUAGCUGAUAGGACUCGACAAAUGCUGAGAGACUGCCGUUAUGACUUGGGAGAAAUUAGACAAUGCAGAGAUUGUUACAGAACAUCAAAUGAAAAGCGUGACAGGUUUUGGUUUUGCCAGCCUUGCGACCCACCUCAUGAACUAGUUUAUGCAAAACAGAAAGGAUAUCCUUACUGGCCAGCUAAAGUAAUACGUAUAAACAAUGGUGUGCAUGAUGUUAGAUUUUUUGGAGGUUAUCAUCAAAGAGCAAAUAUUGAAAAAGAUCAUAUCAAGCCCAUAACAACAAGCUUACAACAGUUACAAUUAAAAAGAACUGCUGGCUUGAAUAAAGCUCUUGAAGAACUGAAGCGCCAUCAGCAACUUUUAGGUCAAACACCAAAUAAAGAUUUAUCUCCAAAGAAAGCUAAGAACAAUCCUUCACGUCCUCCAUCAGCAAGUUCAUCUCGCUCUAACUCAGGGUCAAGAUCAAGGUCACGAAAAGGAUCAGUGUCUAGUGAAGAGAUGUCUGAAAAUGAGGUUGAAGAUGGGAACUCAUCCCAGGAUGAAUGUCCUUCAUCUUCAUCUCCUAAAACAGCUCGUUUUAAAGAUGCCCCGACACCUGAAGAUCAUAAUGUUGUUUCAUCUUCCUGCCAAGAAUCAUCACCAAGUGCAAAAGUUACUGUUUCAACACAAACUCAUAAAAAACUUUUAGCAGCUCUUAUACCACCCAAGCCAGCAAAAGUGGAAGAGAAGGAAACUCCACCAUCAUGUGAUUGUGAACAGAAAUACAGUAAAAUGUUCAAGGAAUUUAAAGAGCGCCUUGAAGCUGAACAGAAAGAAGAAAAAGAAAGGUCACUUAGAGAAUUAGCUGAGCGACUAAGGCAAGAUUUUGAAGAAGAGAAACAAAGGGUUGUGGCUGCAGCUUUGGAAAAAGCUCAACUUGAAUUGGGUGAAGCCAAAAGGAAAUCUGAAGAACAACUCAGAGCUGCACAACAAAUGGAAGUAUCUGAAUUAAUGGAUCGCCAUAGAAUGGAGGUUUCUGAAAUAAAGAAAAAACAAUGGUGUUAUAAUUGUGAAGCUGAAGCUAUCUACCACUGUUGCUGGAAUACAUCAUACUGCAGUGUGGAUUGCCAGCAGGUUCACUGGCACAAAGAACACAAACGUACUUGCCGAAGAAAGCGGUAAUAUCGUCCAGAUUUCAUCAUAAAAAUGUUUGGCGAUUUUUGAGGGAAACAAGUUUUUGCCAAAGCCCGUUCUUUCAUCACAUAGCUACAUUUCAUUCAUUUUGAGGUCUUCUGUGAACACCAAUGCAAUCGUAUUCAUUCAUACCAUAAGGGGAGGAAAGACUAGAAUUAAAUAAUAAAAAAAACCCACAAAAACUGUGAAUGUCAUUAAUUAAAGUUCAGUGCUUGAUUGCUACAAAUUUAACUUGAUUUUCAGUUUUUUAACUUUUAUGAUAAUAAAUGUGAAGUCAUUUUAAUAUGCUUAUUACGUAGCAUUAGCACUGUGACCACACGAGUUUGACAUUCCAGGUAAUUCUUUAUAAUGUGAAUAUAAACAUUGGAUCUCUGACAUUUUGCAUAUUUUCAGAGAGUGAUGUUAUCCUUGUUCGUUAAUAUUUACAUAGUGUGAAGUAGGUAGUGCUUUUUUAAGCAGUAGGAAGACUUUUCUUAUAGAGUUAUAUAUAAACAUAUAUAAAUAUAUAGUAUUAUUAAUAUGUGCAGCAAGAGCAGAGUAGGAGUAGAAUUGUAAUUUUUUUUUAUUGGUUAUGGUUAUGUGGACAAAAUGCUUGCCUUUUGUGCAUGUAAUUAUUUACAUGCACUCUUAGUACUCUCUUAGUAAUUAUUUAAUACUCUUAAUUAAUACUGUUAGUAAUUAUUUAAUAAAUACUGUUUUUAACUAUAUUGGCUGAAGUUUGAAUUUUGUUAAGAUAUGUGGUAAGGUAUUCGUGAGCUACCAUUUAAGUGAUGACUUUGAAAGAAUAAAAAUUAAGUGAUGGAGAAGUAGCUGCUGUUUGUUAACUAGAAAUUAAAAAUCAAGAUACUGCACAGCUACCAAAUUUGUGCUUUGGAAUCAAGCUUAAAUGUGUUCUGGCAUAUAAUAAACACAGGCUGAAGUAAGACUCUGGUUUCCAAGGAUAAAACUAAUUUUUGAGAUCUUGGAUUAUCAUCAAAGAUGAAGAUUGCGCGCAUUUAAAAAAGUAAAUUCCACAGAGCAUCCUUGAAUUGAAAAUGUCACUUUUUGGAAACUGAAGGGCUGUGUUUAUGACAAAUGAUAUUUUAAACAGAAGCUUGUUUUAAUUUUUAUAUAGAUGUGUUAUUGUUUUAUUUGAAGUCAUAUGUAAUUGAAACAUAGUUAAUCAGAUUUGUUUUAAUUUGCCCUGCAGUAACUUUCAUUAUGUUUAAAAAUUGAUGUUGUGGUAUUAAUGCGUAGCCGUCUUUUCAGUUUCAGUGCUUGAAAGAGCAAUUCUGUUUGAAGUCAGUUUUCAAAGUAGAUCAAAGUCAUUCCCAUCAUACUUCAUUACUGUCAUUGGUAUCAAAGUAGGUUCUAGGGAUGUGUGCUUGAGUUGAUUUGUCUUUGUAAGCAAAUAAAUGCUUAAUCGAGUAAAAAACUAGCUUCAAGAAUAAAUUAAUAUUUUCAUCGCGUAUUAACUCAGGUCACUUUUUAAAUCCAGCUAGCUGUAUGUACAUAAUUAUAUGAAAACAAUAAAUGUUUUUAUGAAAGCUAGUUGUCAUUUGAAUUCUUGAGGAGCAAAAAGUCUGCUUUCUUUCUGAUUUUGUCACCUUUAACAUCGUCAUAAAUGUUAUUUGAUAUUUAACUCUUUCAGUAAAUUUUUUGCAUGCAAAAAUUAUAUAUACAUAUUUAAACAGUUAAAAUUAAUUGUUUAUUUGCUUAAUCGAUGAAAUUUAAGUUCCUAAUAACUUUGUAAACUUAGAUCAAAAGUUGUAGUUGUGCUUAAUAUGAAUUAAACUUUGUAGAAUGUAUUUUUAAAAAUCAGAAACUUAAUGAAAACUGUGAUUUGUUCUGGAAAUCCAGAUAAAGCUGUGAAAAUUGUUAUUCCUCUAAGUAAUAAGUUGUCUGAUUUUUGUAUGUAAUUAGUAAUGAGUAUGUAUGUAUUAACGAGCAAUUUUUUCCUCAUCAAUAAUAUCAAAAUUGAAGACAUUAAUGAAUGUUUUUCACAUAAAAGAUAUUAUAAUUAAAGACUACAUUAUUCGAUUAGCAUUAGUGGUACUAAGAAAACGGAAAAUAUCUGGAGAAGUAAUUAUCGUAAUUACGUUAACAAUGUCUAAAAUUAAAUUGCAUAAAUAUGAACAAAAUGGCUGAUAGGUGCAAAAAAAGUACCGUUGACAUUUAAUAAAUGAAAAUAAAAAUUUCAUUGCAUUGCAAAUUGAAUUUAUGUGUUCAACAGUCAAUUAUGCAAAUAAAAAAAAAAAAAAAACUAGUGAUAACUUUGUGGUUUUUCCCCAUUAGAGUGAUGACUUUUGAAAUAAAUACGAGCCGACUUUUUAAUUGUUCAUUCUCCAACUUCAGCAGAAAGAUUAGCAUUUAAACAUAAUAUUAAAAAGAUAAAAGGGGAAGAAAUUUUCACAAUAUUAAAUGUAUUACGACCACAGUCAUGAUGAAAUCACAUUAUAAAACAUUCAUUAUUAGACAUAUUGGCAUAGUGAGGUGUGAGAUAAAUUGUAUUUUAAUGUAUGCUAAUUUAUGUAAUUAAUGAAGUUAUAACUAGAACCAUAAUGCCGAGUGCUUUAUUUACUCAUUAUAGGAGAUUACAAUAUAACUUGCAUAAACUACCAUUUUAAAUGCUUUAAUAAUAGUUGUUAAACCUUUUAGAUCUUAAUUUCUUAGAGCUAAGUAAGUUGUGCCUAGUUGAUUAAACUAUUUGUAAUAAUAAUUUAUUGUUAUAAUAGGCAGUAAUAAACAUUUGGAGCUUAAUUUUACGUAUUCUUUAUGUUAAGAUUCUUUAUUUGUAUAUCAAGUUCUUUAAAUAUAUUCUAUUUAAUUGAAAAAUUCCUCAAAUUUUAUUAAAAGAAACUCCAGAUGUCAAUUUAAAAAAGUGUAAUAAGCAUGUACAAUUACUAUUUAUUAUGUACUUUCAAUAAUAAGUUACUUCAUUUUGAAUUAAAAGCCUACUUCUGGUAAUUUAUUUGCUAAAAUGUCAAUAAUGAGAAAAAUUUUGUUUUAAUUUUCUCAGUUGAAGAUGUAACAUAAACAAGUUGGAACAUAAUUUAUGUAUUAAUUUUCAAACAUUAAAAUGUGAAGGAGAUGUAUAACUAGGAAUGGAUUAAUUUACUGAAGUAAAAAAUGUUACAUAACAUAUAAAACAUCCAGUGUGCAGUUAUACUAAACCCCAGUUUGAAUAGUGGCCUGUAUAGUGAAGUUUUUCCAUUUUGAUUUGUAUUAGUUUGCUAAAUCAUAUAUUUUGGAAUCAGGUAGAUUAGAUUUGCUGAAUGAAAUGGAAAGAAUGAAAAGGAAUUUCCUCUCUUCUGCUUAUUGUAUUUGUUAAAUUAGGUAAACUAUAGACUGAACACAUAAACAGGCCUUGAUAUGUAAAGGCUAUAAUUUUUAAUAUCAAAACAAUAAGCAUGCCCAAAUUUUUACAGUAGUUACAUAGACUGAAGAAAUUUCUGAUGAUAUUGCUUAUAAUUGCCACAUUUGAUGUAUAGCAUCAUCAAGAUGGUCAUUUAGUUUCAAACACACAUGCUGAAGUGUUUCUGGUGCGAUGCAAUGGACAGCUGCAAUCCUGAAGAUUAUUCAGGGUUGUGGAUAGUGAAAGUAUAUAAAUCUUUCCCUUGAUGAACCUCCAAAAGUAAUGGCUGCACUUUGUUAAAUCCAAUGGUCUUAGGGAUCACUUGCAAGAAUGCUGAGCAUUGGGUUCAACUUGUCAUGUCCAUUGGUUUGACGGGUUGUUUCCCUUCAAACAGGUUGUCCAACGGGCUUUCUUAAUGAAAGCAGAUCACAAUACAGCUUGCUUUGGUAAGUUUUACCAUGCACCAUACUUCUUAACUGUGGGGUAAGUGUCAUUUUUGAUGUCAUAGCCAUCAAGCUACUCAUGUCAGAAGCAACAGUUCUUAAAAGAAGAGUUUAAACAAAAUUUCAUCAAAAUAUUUCAGUAACUAUUAAUUAUAUGACAUCUUGAAAUCAGAGACUAUUUUUAUGCUCAUCCUGUAUUGCAAAGAAGUAAGAACAGUUCUUUUUUAAAGGUCUGGAUAAAUAUUUGUCACGUACACUGAUUUCGUUUCUUAUGUGUAUGUUGCUUCCAUUUUAUUCAUACCAUAGCAGCCAGAAUAGGUUUGGAAAAGUUACUGCAACAUAAACUAAGAUAUGAGUUCAUUGAUGUAAAAUCCAAAUCAUAUAUGUACAUAAAAUCAGUGCAUUAAGAGUGUUUUUUUUGGGGGGGGUGAGGGGAUACCUGUUUUUAAUAGAAAUUGUACACAUUGAUAUGCAUUUCUUGUAUUCUAUGUGAAUUAAAUUUUAAUUCUAAUUGUAUAUUGCAUUAAUUUAAUAUUACUGUCCAUAUUUCUCAUUUAGUUAAUUUGUUUUUAUAAAGAUGUGUUAAGUAAUUGAAUAGUAAGAUAAGCUUGUACAUUAAGAUUUUGGUUUUAUCAUUUUUUGAUAAACUUUUUUCAUUUUUGCCUUUUAUAUUGAUUGAAAGAUUUGUCUAUUCUAAAAUGUACACCAGAAUGUCCUCGAUAAUCAGUAUUUUUUUAUAUUUAGUUAUUUCUUUUAGGAGCGAGACAGCUAUUUUAUCAUGUAUUUAUAACAUGUUUUCCUAUUGAUUUUAUCAUGCAUUUAGCUUAUACUUUAAACCUUGAAGCAAAAUUUUAUGUGAAUAUAUUGCUGAUAGACAAGUGUUGAGUUGGAAACUGCAUAUUUUUAUGAAAUAUUUGGCAAGUGUUAUUUAUAAUAUUAUGUGGUCCACAGUUUGAAAACCAUUGAUGUACGUGAUAAUGCAAUGUCGUUCCUUAUUUCAUGUUUUACAAUUUAGUCUCUCUAACAUUUGAUCUUUGUAUAUAUUUAUUAUUUUAUAUCUAGUCUAUGUGGUAAACAUCUUUCGACUGAAGUCAUGAUAUAUGUUUCUUCAUCUGUUGUUAUAAUUCAUAUUUAUAGAAUUAUUUCACUUGGUGCUGAUUAAGGAUAAUUUAUGUUCAUGUAAUAGGUGAAUAUUCAAAAUAUUAAAAAUGAGAUUUUGAUGUAGAAGAAAAUAAUCACCAUAUAUUUAAUAAUGUCCUUUUCCUUAUUGUAAAUCAAGAGAUUGUCUGUAAUUAGAAAAGCUCUUCAAAUGAAAACUUUGGUAUUAAAUGUCUAAGUAAUUGUAAAAAAAAAAAAAAAAAAAAAAAAAAAAAAAAAAAAAAAAAAACUUCCUUGUCUUGUUCUUUUCAUUAAGGCUAUUUUUUUUUCUUUUGGGGGGGGGGAUUUAGAGCUUGUAUAUUUCUGGGCACUCCUGAAAUAUCAUGAGUUUAUAAAAGAUGCAUUAUGUAUUGUAGUUCUCCCCUUUUUAAGGUACAUAAAAAAGUGAUAUUGAUGUAAACCCAUUAAUCAGUUCAUGUGCUGCAGAUAAUUUAUAGCUGGUUUUUGUUUCUUGAUAUAAUUUCUUAAACAUUGGGAUAGUAGCAAUUUUUCUGCUAAUAUGUUACUUUUGCCUGUUGUGCACCCAAAGAUAAGUUGUGGCUUUUUUAAAAUCAAAUACAGCAGAUACAUAUUUCUAAGCCAACUGGAAUUUUUCCUUAUUUUUUAAAAAUUGUAUUCUUUUAUUUAUCUAUUAGAGGUAGUUUAUCUCUAGUUAAAAGGAUCCCUGAAAGAAUUUUAUCUUUUGAGAUUUUGAUUUUUCCCACAUAUUCUUUGUUCAAUAUUCAACACAGGGACUUAAAUUAUUACUACUGUCAUAGUUUUUAAUUUCAUAUUUAUUCUUAUUGAGAAUAUUUUAGUAUGUGAAAUGUCUUCGUUAUUUUUAAUGAUUUCUGUUGUCAAUAAAUGUAUUUCAAAAGUAAUUCUGAAAUUGAGAGAUGAAACCCAAAUGUGGGAAGAUAUGAUAUCUCCAUUAUUUAAUAGGGGAAGACGGGAAAUUAAACAAGAUCUAAUGUAUUUAAUUAGAAUAACUGAUAUCUAAUAAAUACUGUUCAUACAUUAUCAUAUUAAAACUUAUUUAACUAGUUCUAAAAAUAGAAACAGGGCAAUAUGAAUAGGUAUAAAAUUAUGAUAUCUAUUAUUUUAUUUUUUAUGGUAAUGCAGAGAUAUUUUUAAUUAAUGCAGUUUUAAUUUUACUGUGUUUUAAGAGAGUGGUGUAAUUCCCUUUUCUUAGAGGGAUAAAAAAUAUGCAAAAUGUAGAUCAUUCUAUAUCGUUCAUUUCCGUCAAAUGUGUAUAGCCUGUCUCUCUUGGAUGACUAUCUGAACUUACCUGUUUAUUUUAAAUUGAAGUGUUUUAUUAAUACAAAAUAAUACCUAAAUCACAUUAGCUUUGUUAAUUUAGAUUGAUUACAUUUUGUGUGAUGUUCUCUGAAAUAUUACUCAUGGUCUUUCUUUAAAUUUUUAGCUAAAAUAUAUUGAAUAGUGAAUAAUGUAGCUUAAAAUCGUUAUCAAAAUAUAAUAUUAAAACAUAGUGCUUUUCACAUAGUAUUUAAAUUGGUUUUUGAAUAUAUUACUACAUUCAGUAAAAGGCAUAUUACUGGGUUCUCAGAUGACAUUUCUUGAGAUAUGUUGAUGUAUUCUGUCAAAUGUUUGAAGAGCUUUGUUUUGUGUACUCCUGAAAAUGUGUUUUUGAAAUUAUUGUAGAAUGUAGUUAUGAGAAAGGACAUUGUGUUACAUGUGAAUGUGUUUAAUUCUAGAAUUUUUAUGGGCUGUAUAUGAAUGUUUGUGAAAAGUCUGGAUAAUUUAACAAGUAGUAUCUAAAUGCAUAAGUAAUAGUUGGGCAUUUAUUUAUAUUCAGUCUUCCUGAAAAUAAAUGGCAUUUUAGUUCAUUAAAAAAUUAGAAUUUUUAUUAAUACAUGAUAAAGGUAAUAAUUCAUUUAAAGUACACAUGCAACAACUACUUAUAAGUCUGAUGAAAAUAUAUUCAUGUUAUAAACAAAAGAUUAAUUGUAUUAAUCGAGAGAUCAUAUACAUUUAUAUAAAAAAAUUAUAAUUCAGUAAAGAAACUCUUCAAAAAAUCAGAAUUUUAAACAACCAUUAAAACACUUAUGUGAUAAGUAGUGACAUAAUCAUUAAAGUACAUUUUAUUGAUGUAAAUAUUUGGAAUGCAGUAAAAUUAACUUUUUUCAAUUAAUCAAAAUUUUCUUUUUGUGGUCCAUCAGUUUUGGUAUAUUGAAAUUUGACUGUGUAUGUGUAACCAGCAUUAAAAUGAUGCUUGAAAUUAUGAUUUUGCAUUUAAUGGCUAGUAUUUUUUAAUUUAUGAAACAAUAAAUUUCCAUGUGUAUUUAAGAUACUUACAAAAUGGAUAAAUUAAAACAUGCUACUAAAAAUGAACUAUGUUUAAUAUUUAUUCCUAAUACAAAAUAAAUUAAAUAUUUACUAUUUUUGUUUUUCCACUCCAUAAUAAUUUUAAAAUGGCUUUCUUCUAUUGUAAGCAUUUGUUUAUCCUGAGAAAAAGUUACUUUGAAAGUUAAAAUUAAAGAUUAUUUCAAUUAAUACAGAUAGCAUUUGUUUUUGAGAAUAUGUGAAAAUUUCAAAUUUUUCCGAGAUCUAUUGUUACAUUCUUAUGCUUUCAUCAUUUCGACUGAAGUCAUGAUAUAUGUUAUAUUUUAGAUCAUAAUUAGUGUAUUGUCAGCUAAAUUUACAGUUUGAUGUAAUUGCAUUCUUUCAAAAUUUUAUGCUGCUUAAUUAAGAAUACGUUUGCCGGAAAGUCCUAGAAAGAUUUUUUCGUGCUAUUAUGUGUUCCAUUUAAGUAUGCAUGUUUGAUGUAUAAUUAUUGUUUAUCUUUGUGUUAUAGAUUAGGAAGAAUAUUUACUAUUUAUGUUUUAACUAUCCUGUGUUCAUUUACUGAUAUAAGCACAGAAGAGGGUAUGUAGUUUUUCGAGAAAAUAUUGUUUCCCUCAGUGUUUCAUAAUUUUUUUAUUAAAUGUUGUAUAAUUGUUGACGUAAAAUAUAUAUAUAUCCAAUGUUUAUUACAACAGUUAGGCUAGUUUUAUUAUUAAAAUUGUAAAAUAGUGUAGCUUUAUUCUUUUAUGCAGUGUGUUCAUGUUUUUUUUUUUUUUUUUUAAAUUUUUUUAAAUGAUUGUUUCAGCUAUAAGUUCAAGCUAAUAUCCCAAAGAUAUAUGGUGUAUUGAAUGGGAUUAAAGAACAGGGAAAAUAAGUAAUUAUGCUAAUGUAAUGUGUAAUCAUAUUUCAGUUAUUUUUAUGGUAUUGUGAAAAAGGCUCGUGUUAACUUUCUUUAAAAACAAAUUACAUGUGUAUAAUUUUCUUCAUCCUGCUUGUAAAUUAAAUUUAACUUACAAAAAA